GAUUGGCCGUUAAUUAAUAAAACCGUAGAAGAAGAACGGCGCCCUGAUGCAAAUAUAAACAAGCAAGGUAGCAGCGACUCAACCAAAAUGUCGAUUGUUUUUGUGCCAAAGAAACUACGAGGAAAGGCAAAAAUCAACCAAGAAACCAUACAGAGGUUACUGGAUGAAAACGACCAGUUAGUCAGAUGCAUCACUGAAUACAUGCAGAAAGGACGAGCAGUUGAGUGUGUACAAUACCAACAGAUCCUGCACCGCAACCUCGUAUAUUUGGCAACUAUAGCUGAUGCCAGCCCAGACAGCAUGCCUCCCUCCUCAAAUUCUACAUCUAAUGAAACCUCAGUCUCAACACCAACUGUGAAUGGGAAUGGAGGGGCAUGAUGGUGGCAGCUUCUGUCGGUGGAGUAGGGAAUAUUGUUACUAUUAAAAGAAAAAUGUGUUUUAUAACUGUUUUUUUUCAGUAAUGUUUUUGAUAGCAGGAUCACUGGUAUUUCAGUUCAGUAAAAUGCAAUGGAAUGUCAAUAUGCUGUGGAAAAAUUCUGUGAAUUUUAAGGCAUUUCUACAUUAAAAUAUUUUCUAUUUUUGAAAGUUA
Molecule: messenger RNA, 589 nt
Organism: Centropristis striata (black sea bass)
Lineage: Eukaryota; Metazoa; Chordata; Actinopteri; Perciformes; Serranidae
Gene: ss18l2
Product: ss18, like 2
Exons: 4
Coding region: 88-378 (96 amino acids)
Biological process (GO): positive regulation of transcription by RNA polymerase II
Cellular component (GO): nucleus
Molecular function (GO): transcription coactivator activity
Source: RefSeq, a predicted model, not a curated record